Phacochoerus africanus (Common warthog) is the source of this 1294-nucleotide messenger RNA. RefSeq names its product trafficking protein particle complex subunit 2L (gene TRAPPC2L). Gene Ontology annotation, cellular component: TRAPP complex; cytoplasm; nucleus. Lineage: Eukaryota; Metazoa; Chordata; Mammalia; Artiodactyla; Suidae. Gene Ontology annotation, biological process: endoplasmic reticulum to Golgi vesicle-mediated transport. Bases 596 to 1141 code for a protein of 181 amino acids. The transcript has 5 exons. The record is from RefSeq and is a predicted model, not a curated record.
GAUUCUGUCUGAAUUCCUUCCCUGUGCCACCGACACGCCCUCCACUCCAACCAACGGAAUAACCUGCAGCUCCCGGGCAGGCUCUGCGCGUUCGCAUCCGGCCUCUGCACCUGGAACCCGUCCCUCCCCCUGCCCCAUUGCCAUCCCUUUACCGGGCGCCGUAGAUUUCCUCUAGAAGCUGUUUCUGAAUCCUAAGACUGAGCUGCGUGGCCAUCCGCGCGCUGCUCCUGCACAAAGUCUCCUGGGUCUUCUUUAAGACCCGGCUCUGAAGCAGGUUCCCUGCAGCUCCUUUAGUGCUGGCAGCCCUCUGGCAUGUGCCAGGUUUAUCUGUGGGUGGGUUUCUGGACUGUUUUCCCCGUGUCAUCCUUAUUGGGGUAGGGACAGCCUUGUAUUUGCUCUAUCUGUGCGGUGCCAGGCUGGGGACAGAAGCAGUGAAUCGUGGCCUGUGGAGCCUGGGAAGACACUCUUAACUCUCAGGUUAGGUUGGUGGGAAGUGGCUGUGCAGAGAUGAAAGGAGGGUGGAGCCAAGCCUUAAGGGUGUAGAGGGGGAGGCUGUCAGUGCUUCCCCCCGGGCCACAAGACUGCAGUAGCUGGCAUGGCAGGAAGCGGGCAGUAUUCCAGGGCUCAGAGGAGGGCACGUGCUGGGACGGGGCUCUCCACACAGAAGGUGAAGGUAAGUGACAGACUGCACUCACACCCACUUUCCAGAGCUGUCCUUUUUUCGUCUGCCCGUCCUCAUGAUGCCCCUUGGCAGAAUUACCCUCUCUACAUCCGCAGCGUCCCCACGGAGAACGAGCUCCAGUUCCACUACAUGCUGCACACGUCCCUGGACGUGGUGGACGAGAAGAUCUCCGCGAUGGGGAAGGCCCUGGUGGACCAAAGGGAGCUCUACCUGGGCCUCCUCUACCCCACGGAGGACUACAAGGUCUACGGCUACGUGACCAACUCCAAGGUGAAGUUCGUCAUGGUGGUGGAUUCUUCCAACACGGCGCUCAGAGACAAUGAGAUCCGGAGCAUGUUCCGGAAGCUGCACAGCUCCUACACCGACGUGAUGUGCAACCCCUUCUACACGCCGGGUGACCGCAUUCAGUCCAGGGCCUUCGACAGCAUGGUGACAGCCAUGAUGAUCCAGGUCUGCUGAGCGAGAGGAGGCCGCCGGGCCGCCUUCGGGCAGGGCCGCCUUCGGGCAGGGCGCGGUCUUCUUGGGUGUAUUUAGUGCUGUGGGUGCCGGGCCUCCGCUGCGGAGCGCGGCCUCGUGUCCAGGGGGGUGGCGACUAAAGGUCUUGUGAGACCC